CAGAGAUCUAAGGCGUAUGCAUUCCUCACCGCUGCGACAAAAACUACUGUUCGUUACGUACAUAAGCUGUUCUCGUUGCUGUAUCCUUGGAACGGAACGCCCUACUCCUCUGAGGUGGCUGCAGGCGUCUGGAACUUCUGGAUUCCACUGCCCGAAUGCGGACACUCUCUAUUCGACGUGUGGCACGUACUAACAGGCGGCACGAGAGCGGCACGGCAUCGACUGAGCCUCCCGUCGGCCGUGCAACGCUGGUGGCAUCUGCUCACACACCCCUCCGAGCUGUUCCAUCGAGUAGCCCCGCCGUUUACAGGUUACGGAGCGAUCGUCGGGGAAAAUCACUUUAUCACGCUGGAUGGCCUCACCUACACCCUGACUCCGUCCUGCGCCCACGUGCUGGCCACCGACGCCCGCGAUGGCCUUUUCACUCUUGUUUCGAGCCUAAACGUGACACAAAAUCGGCGCGAGUAUACCCUCUUCUUGGGAGACACAACGCUGAAGGUGUUGCCGGAUUUACAGGUGGAGGUGAAUGGCGACCGCGUCCCUCUGCCUUACUCCAGCGACGUCCUGAGCGUGAGGAGGGACCCCCAGCUCCUCUUCGUCAGCGCCAGGGACAGCCUCGGCCGCGACCUGGUGAUGGUCUCCUGCUGGGACUUCUACCACGCCUGCGUCGUCGGGGUGAGCGGGUGGCUCCACGCGGACACGAGAGGCCUCUUGGGACACUACGACCUCGAUCUCUCCAACGAACUCAUGAGACCCAGCGGCGGGGUGGCUCUCAGCGGAGAGGUGUUCAGUCAGAGCUGGCAGGUGGGGUCCAGCUGUCCGCCAGACCAAGUAUCGCUCGAAAUUCCAUCUAAUGGUCGAGCUCACCAUUUGUGUCGCAAGUUCCUCCUGCACUACGGUUCUGCGGCCUCCCCAUGCCAUGACUACGUUGACGUCCAGCCCUUCUACACGACCUGCGUCAGCCACCUGUCGCAGAUCCAAGAAAGUAAGGGCAGACCUGGCCCCGCGGCGAGAAAGCGCGGCAUGGCCUCCCGCAGGAUGCCGCGACGGGUC
Messenger RNA from Penaeus chinensis, 1053 nucleotides. RefSeq lists its product as uncharacterized. The transcript has 7 exons. Bases 156 to 854 code for a protein of 232 amino acids. NCBI's taxonomy places the organism in Eukaryota, Metazoa, Arthropoda, Malacostraca, Decapoda, Penaeidae. The record is from RefSeq and is a predicted model, not a curated record.